GGUUUUCUCAACCAGUCCAGUAACUAGUCCCAGCAGGUCUCUGAACAGUCUGUGUCCAGCAUGUGUGCGGUCUAUUCGCUGCUGUUUCCCUGACCUUUGACCUUACUAUUAUAAUUUCCUCUUUAGUUUGUUUCUGGUCAGACUGAAGGAGGAAGUGACCAGCAGCUGAGCUCGUCUUCAGCAUCCGGCUGCGGCGGCAGGAAGUGAUGUCAUUAUUUUAACAGCAGAGACUGAUUUCUGUUUCUUUCAGUUUUCUGCUCAGGUGACGCUGCUGUGACGUCAUGUGACCCGGUCACGGUCCGGUGUGGGUCAGAGGAUGGUUCCGUCCUGAACUGUUGACCGGAAAUUACGUUCCUCCGACUCCUAACCCGCUCUACGUGUUUGGGCCGACCUGCUGAGUGACUCAGUGCCGUGAUGAAAGCUCGCAGGGAGGAGGAGGCUGGAAUGCCUCACCUGUACAGGUGCACCCGGCGCUGCGAUCUGAUUGGCUGCAGGUGCAUCGAUGUGCCCUCGCGCGGCCAAUCAGCGCGCCGUGACGUCAGCGCGGAUUCAAAGGAUCGCUCAGAUUUGUUUCCAUCGGUGAUUGAGGAAGAAGCCGCGGCCUCAGCUCACCUGAGCAGGUUGAUCAGUCCGAGCGUCCGUCCGCGCACCUGGCCGCCAUGUCAGCCCCGACGCCUCAGGAUGGGAAGCAGCAGCAGCAGCAGCAGCGGCGGCUGGACAUUCUGGACCCGCAGGUCCAGCAGCGGCUGGAGAACGCCCGGGCUCAGGUCCGGCAGGAGAUCCAGCUGGAGCUGAAGAUCAAGGAGGCGGCGGAGAGGAUGCGGCGGGCGUACCCGAGCCGGCGGGGCGGCGCCGUGGACGGCGAGGUGAAGGCGUCCAGCCGCAAGCUGGAGCAGCUCCACCUGCAGCUGCAGGAGCUCAAUGCCAUCUCCAUGGCAACGGAGAAGGACAACCACGCAGCGACUGUCCCAGAGGAGGAAGAGAACCAAUCAUCAGAGCCGAGUCAGUGGGAGGAAGUGACAUCACCGCUGGCCAGCCGCAUCAGAACUCUGAAGAAACAGCUGACGAUGGAGACCAAAGUGAAGCAGGGCGCCGAGAACAUGAUCCAGACCUACAGCAGCAGGUCCUUCAAGGACCGGAAGAUGCUGGCCAUGGCCCAGCAGAUGCUCCAGGACAGCCGGACCAAAAUCGAGCUGCUGAGGAUGCAGAUCGUUAAAGUCGGCCAGGCCCGGGAGGAGGGCGCUUCUCUCGGUCCUGACGAGGAGAUCAUCAGCCCGGUGGAGCUGCGCGUCGCUGAGCUGCUGCAUCGCAUGAAGAUCGAGUCGGCCGUCGCCGAAGGAGCCAAGAACGUGGCGAAGCUGGUGGACCGGAAGGAGCGGCGGGUUCUGACCGAGGCCCAGGCCCGGGUCCAGGAGUCGUCCCAGAAGGUGGACCUCCUGCGUCUGUCCCUGGAGCGGCGGCUCGCCGAGCUUCCUGAGAAUCAUCCCAUGCGAGCCGCCAUCAUGGAGUCUCUGGAGUCGGGAGUCGCUCCGUCCUACGGAACGCCGAAGAAACAGUCCGCUGCUCCUUCGUCUUCCUCGUCCUCCUCCUCUUCCUCCUUCUUCAGACCGGCCAGUCUAACAGGCCGGCUGGAGGUCUGCCUGAUGGGCGUCCAGGACCUGCUGGAGGACGUUCCGGGCCGCAGCGCCGCCCAGUUCUCCGGGAACUACGGCGGCGGGAAGUCCAUGAAGGUGAAGGGUUCUGGACGGAGCGCCAACGGGAAGACGGGGAAGUCCGACGAACUGUCCUCGGAGGUCAGCGCCGUGCUGAAGGUCGACAACCGGGUCAUGGGCCGGACUCACUGGAGGCCGCAGGGCAAGGAGGCCUGGGGCCAGAACUUCAGUACCGAGCUGGAGCGGUCCAGGGAGCUGGAGGUGGCGGUGUACUGGAGGGACUGGCGGGCGCUGAGCGCCGUGAAGUUCCUGCGCCUGGAGGACUUCCUGGACAACCGCAGACACGGCAUGUGUUUGGAGCUGGAGCCUCAGGGAAUCGUCUUCAUCGAGGUGACGUUCAACAAUCCCGUCAUCGAGCGUCCGUCCAAACUCCAGAGGCAGAUGAGGAUUUUCCCCAAGGAAAAAGGGAGGAACUUCCUCCGCGCGUCUCAGAUGAACCUGAACUUCGCCACGUGGGGUCGUCUGAUGAUGAGCUUCCUGCCGCCAUGCAACUCCCUGGAAGCCAUGAGUCCGCCGCUGCCGGCUCCCGGCGCCGCGGCGUCCAGCGGCUCGCCGCCACGAGAGCGACCUCCGUCCAGACUGGCCGUCUCUGAAGAAUCCAUCAGAAGAUCUCCACGUCCCUCCAGGAAGGAGACGAAGGACGCCUCGGCCUCGCAGUCUCCUGACUGGAAGAGCAGCCUGAAGCCCAGGAGGUCGGCCUCGGCUCGGCCGGCCUCGGCUCGGCCGGCGCCGCAGUCCGAGGCGCUGAAGAUGGAGGACUUCCAGUGCGUUUCCGUCCUGGGAAGAGGACACUUCGGAAAGGUUCUGCUGGCCGAGUACAAGAAGUCUGGGAAAAUGUUCGCCAUCAAGGCGCUGAAGAAGAGUGAGGUCAUCACGCGGGACGAAGUGGACAGUCUGGUCUGUGAGAAGCGGAUCUUUGAGGUGAUCAACUCGGCCCGCCACCCGUUCCUGGUCAACCUGCACGGCUGCUUCCAGACGGCCGAGCACGUCUGCUUCGUCAUGGCCUACUCUCCGGGCGGAGACCUGAUGAAGCACAUCCACACCGCCAUCUUCUCCGAGAAACAAUCCCUGUUUUAUUCUUCGUGCGUCCUGCUGGGCCUGGAGUUCCUCCAUCAGAACCAGAUCGUCUACAGGGAUCUGAAACUGGACAACCUGCUGAUGGACGCCGACGGGUACGUCCGGAUCGCAGACUUUGGUUUGUGCAAAGAAGGAAUGGGCCACGGCGAUCGAACCAGCACCUUCUGCGGCACGCCGGAGUUCCUGGCUCCGGAGGUUCUGACGGAGAACAGCUACACCCGCAGCGUGGAUUGGUGGGAACUGGGAGUUCUGGUGUUCGAGAUGCUGGUGGGGGAGUCGCCUUUCCCGGGUGACGAUGAGGAGGAAGUGUUCGACAGCAUCGUCAAUGAGGAAGUGCGCUACCCUCGCUUCCUGUCGCCUCAGUCCAAGUCGCUCAUGCAGCAGCUGCUGCAGAAAAACCCGGACCGGAGACUCGGAUCAGGGAAGGACGACGCCGCCGAGAUCAAACGACACAAGUUCUUCCAGGAAAUGGACUGGGACGCCCUCCUGGCCAAGCAGCUGAAGCCCCCCUUCCUGCCGACCAUCGCGGCCCCGCUGGACGUCAGCAACUUCGACGAGGAGUUCACGCGUCUGAAGCCGGUCCUGACGCUGCCGCGGACGCCGACCGCCGUCAGCGCCAAGGAGCAGCAGGUCUUCAACGACUUCGACUUCUCCCUGAUCAGCUGACGGCCUGGCCCCGCCCACCGGGGGCGGGG
Poecilia latipinna (sailfin molly) is the source of this 3484-nucleotide messenger RNA. RefSeq names its product protein kinase N3 (gene pkn3). Gene Ontology annotation, molecular function: small GTPase binding; protein serine/threonine kinase activity; ATP binding. The record is from RefSeq and is a predicted model, not a curated record. Gene Ontology annotation, biological process: signal transduction; protein phosphorylation. The transcript is spliced from 22 exons. Lineage: Eukaryota; Metazoa; Chordata; Actinopteri; Cyprinodontiformes; Poeciliidae. The coding region runs from base 660 to 3455 and encodes 931 amino acids.